UAGUAUAGCUGGAGCGGCGUCCCUGACGCGCAGUGAUAUCCUACCCCCAAAUACGAUCGCAGGGAAGAAUAAUUGUCAAAUUUCGUUAAUCAGGCGACGAUAAAUUUACUUUAUUCGAGGAAGAAUUUUGUUUUUCCAUCACGAGGCCUAUCCACCAAAUAUGGCUUCAUCCGUGAGCAGAACAGAGGAGGUGCGCGUGUCCUCGUUGACGCCUCUGAAGUUGGUGGGCUUGGUGUGCGUCUUCCUUGCUCUGUGUCUGGAUGUAGGGGCCGUGUUGAGCCCGGCGUGGGUCACGGCGGACGACCAAUAUUACCUCUCUCUGUGGGAAUCAUGCUGGAAGCCAGUCACGUCCGAAACAUGGGAAUGCAACACCACGUUAAGGACAGAUUGGCAGAUUGCCACCCUGGCUCUCUUGCUCGGUGGCGCGGCCCUCAUCUUCCUCUCUUUCCUGGUGGGGUUAGUGUCAGUGUGCCCUGGUGCCAGGAGACGCUGUUAUACACCUGUAGCAGUGAUGCUGUUUGCUGCAGUGGUGCUGCAAGCCUGUAGUUUGGUCCUGUAUCCCAUUAAGUUCAUUGAGACUGUAAGCCUGAGGGUGUACCACGAGUUCAACUGGGGCUAUGGCCUGGCCUGGGGGGCCACUAUCUUCUCAUUCGGGGGUGCCCUCCUCUACUGCCUGAACCCCAAGAACUACGAAGACUACUACUGAAGGAUGGAGGAGCUCAUGUUGCCAUAUCCAGGAUUCUAUCCCUGGUAGCAUCCCUUUAAACCUAGCCUUAUACAGAACAUUACAGUACAGGACACAGACUGGAACAUGAAGUAACCACUGUCAAUUUAAAUGAUCAAUGUUUUACUGGCAAAUGAUUGUUUACUGUCAAGUUUCAAAGAAUAAGCUCACUUGGUACAGUAUGAGUAUGAAGUUUUCUAGAAGUAUCUCUCACCAGUGUUCAACAUUCCCCUGAAACAGAGCAGCCAAUAAAGGCAGUGCUAUGAAAAUAUAGGACCAAUGAGAUAUCACCAAUGAACCUGAUGACAGGCAAAAUAGCAGUACAGAUGGAUUUGCCAAACCUUACACAAGGGUGGAUCUGACGCACACAUAGAAGGUCAAAGGUCAGAAAGAUCUUCCUUCCCAGAGGAAUGUUGCUUGCCUCCACAAAUGUAUUAGAUGAUUGUUGAAUGGUAUGUGCCUCCAGUUUAUCAGCUAGUGUGGGGAAUAGAGAUGCUUGGUGGGUGAAGGCACAUGACAUUGAGCAUGCUGCCAGGCACCAUGGCUUCUACUUGUCCUUCUCCAGUUCAGAGGAUGGGGUGUAUAAGAGAAGGAAACAGAAGGAAAAUGAGGAAACCCCACAGAACAUUGCCUAGACAUCACCCAAAAGGUGAGUUUUUAUUGGACAAGCCAUUUUGGAAGGAAAAUUUGAAAAUGUGUUAAUCAUUAGCACUGCAGUACACAUGACAAUAAUUACCAAAUCUAAGACCUUUGGUUACCAAUUAAAACAUGGCGCUUAACCCCUACUUUGCUCUGCUUGUGAUAGCAGUAGCCACUCUUUUCUACCCAUGCUCUGUGGUGAUAUAUCUCUAUACUACUGAAGCCUAUGAUGGAGGCAUGUUUAGGAUAUAGGUCUUCUGGUUUAAAAAGAAAAUGUGCAUAACUAGUUUUUCUCCUUACAAAUGUUUAUGUAGUUGGUCUUUAUACUGAAAUCAAGGUCAGCAUAUAGAUAUAGUAGGGAUGUUUGCUUCUGAUAGGAACGUGUGUGUGUGUGUGUGUGUGUGUGCAUGAAAGCAAGGUGUGUAUGAAUGUCUGCAUGGUAACAUUGCCUGCUGUGUGUCUGAUGCCUGUUGGCUUGUUUACUAACAAUAAAUAUGUAAAGAAAGGCCAGUGUGUGUUCAUUUGGGAGAGGGGACACACACACACACACAACCAGUCACAUAGAAUCAUCUCCUUUAUUAAGUACAGCAACUUGAGGCAUUUACACAGGAAAUUGGAAUCUUUUUACAUGGAAUACAGUGUGGCAUAAUAUGCAUAAAAGUACCAGGAAUAUAUUCAUAUGCAAGUCUCUUUAGUGUUCUUCAAUCAAUGAGAGGAGCUCUUGUGCAUAAGAGCUGAUUCAGUGUAAAGUCUACAUGGAUAUUAGUUAACCAAACCCUCUCAUGCCUCUCAUUGGAUUGGCCCAUCAAGAGAAUGAGUGACAGUCUUGGUUAAAGGGGAUGUCACACUUUAAGAAGGGUCUCCACUGGGUUAGGGAAUGGGCUCAGUCUUGUAAACAGGGCAGUCUCAUUCUGCAGGGAAUGUUCCAUCGGUAAACCACAGAUCCUCCGCCUCCUGCCUAACGUUCUUGAGCCGCUGUCCGGUCUACCGCUCCUCAUUCCUUUUUGCAUCGCCGCGGGAACAGUCUCUUGGAGACAAGGGUCAAAGUGCAUGAGUGUUUCUCUGAGUUCAAUGAGACACGGUGAAACGGCCUCUUCCUCAGGAACUGGGCAAGGCUUCCACGCAUGUCGACAGAACAUGCGAGGGUCGGGCCAAAGAGAAAGGUCAAGUGUCGAAUUUAAACAUUGUGGGUGGUUUCCUUGUCAGGGGGCCAGGUCUGGGGUAGAGAGAGAGGAUGGGGGCAGGACG
Molecule: messenger RNA, 2611 nt
Organism: Hypomesus transpacificus
Lineage: Eukaryota; Metazoa; Chordata; Actinopteri; Osmeriformes; Osmeridae
Gene: tmem47
Product: transmembrane protein 47
Exons: 3
Coding region: 161-706 (181 amino acids)
Biological process (GO): cell-cell adhesion
Cellular component (GO): membrane; cell-cell junction
Source: RefSeq, a predicted model, not a curated record